Molecule: messenger RNA, 2698 nt
Organism: Scophthalmus maximus (turbot)
Lineage: Eukaryota; Metazoa; Chordata; Actinopteri; Pleuronectiformes; Scophthalmidae
Gene: pde1ca
Product: phosphodiesterase 1C, calmodulin-dependent a
Exons: 17
Coding region: 176-2266 (696 amino acids)
Biological process (GO): signal transduction
Molecular function (GO): 3',5'-cyclic-nucleotide phosphodiesterase activity
Source: RefSeq, a predicted model, not a curated record
CGGCAGCGUCCUCCAUCCUCCAGCAAUCACUGCCAGGGUUACAGCCUCCCAUGGGGGGGGGGACGACAAGCCUCCGAGUUCCCCUCCUCUCCUGGGAGCUCCUGGCGCUCUGCUCUCUCCACACCCCAUUCGCUGUCAGAAGGCGAGCAGAGGAGUGAACACCACGAGCCACACAAUGACAGAGCCCACGUCCAAGAAGCAGGGAUUCAAGAAGUGUCGGAGUGCCACCAUCAGCAUCGAUGGCUUCAGCUUCACCAUCGUUGCCAAUGAGGCAGGGCAGGGCGGCCGCUGUCCACUGGCCCGCUUUGCACGCUCAUUGUCCCAGAAUGCACUUUGCACCACCGCCACCACAGCCGACGCUGGCCCCACCGCCGCCGACGGCCACAAAGGAGGUGCGACGGGCCCUCGCAGUGCCGAGGAGAUCCUGGCCGAUGAGCUGCCGAUCCCGGACGCACCUGACGCGAUGGAGAAGACGGCGCUCAGGCUGCGGUGUCUUGUGAAGCAACUGGAGCGGGGGGAGGCGUCCGUGGUGGAGCUGAAGAAGAACCUGGAGUACGCCGCCUCCGUCCUCGAGAAUGUUUACAAUGAGGAAACCAGCAGGCGGCUGGCCGACCCGGAGGACGAGCUCCGGGACAUCCAGUCGGACGCCGUGCCGUCAGAGGUCCGGGACUGGCUGGCCUCCACCUUCACCCGCCAGAGGGGCCUGAUGCUGCGGCGCAACGAGGACAAGCUGCGCUUCCGCAGCAUCGUCCACGUGGUGCAGGCCGGCAUCUUCGUGGAGAGGAUGUACAGACGGAACUCCAACAUGGCAGGUUUCAGUUAUCCCCCGAACGUCAUCACUGUGCUCAAGCGCGUGGACACGUGGUCCUUCGAUGUGUUCGAGCUGAACGACGCCAGCGGAGACCACGCUCUGAAGUUCGUCCUGUACGAGAUCCUCACCAGAUACGACUUGAUCAAUCGCUUCAAGGUCCCCGUUCCCGCGCUCAUGCUGUUUGUGGAGUCGUUGGAGGUGGGCUACAGGAAGUACAAGAACCCCUACCACAACCUGAUGCACGCCGCCGACGUCACGCAGACCAUCCACUUCCUGAUCCUCAAGACCGGCAUGGUGCACUGGCUUACUGAGUUGGAGAUCUUCGCCAUAAUCUUCGCAGCCGCCAUCCACGACUACGAACACACGGGGACCACCAACAACUUCCAUAUUCAGACCAGGUCGGACACGGCCAUGUUGUACAACGACCGAGCUGUGCUGGAGAACCACCACAUCAGUGCGGCCUAUCGCCUCCUGCAGGACGACGACGAGAAGAACAUCUUCUCCAAUCUCAACAAAGACGACUGGAGGGAACUGCGGGCCCUCGUGGUGGAGAUGGUGCUGGCCACCGACAUGUCGUGCCACUUCCAGCAGAUCAAGGGCAUGAAAAGCCUCCUGCAGCAGCCUGAGGCGAUCGACAAACCGAAGGCCUUGUCUCUGCUGCUGCACACUGCCGACAUCAGCCACCCUGCGAAAUGCUGGAACCUCCAUCACCUGUGGACCACGUCGCUGCUGGAGGAGUUCUUCAGACAGGGUGAUAAGGAAGCGGAGCUGGGCCUCCCCUUCUCCCCCCUGUGCGACCGCAGCUCCACCAUGGUGGCACAGUCCCAGAUAGGUUUCAUCGACUUCAUCGUGGAGCCGACCUUCACCGUGUUGACGGAGAUGAUCGAGAAGAUCGUGACACCGGUCAUGGAGGAGGCGUCGCACUCUGGAUUUGCCAGCUUCAGGCUGUCCAGUAUCUGUGCCUGCGACGGGAAGCACUCCAGCGUGAAGAGCACGGGGUCGGACGCCGGCUGCUCCCUGACCCCGGUGGACUUCAAGAGCUUCAAGGUCACGUGGAACCAAGAGAUCGAUCACAACAGGGAGUUGUGGAAGGCCCAGGCAACCAAAGGACAAGAUGAGGCGAAAAAGGGUGUGGAGGCGCAGGAGGAGGUGGAGCAAGAGCCUAAAGGGGAAGAAGGAGACGAUGCUUCAGGAGAGGCUGCAGGAUCACAACCGAACGACACGGAGGAGAAGAAACCCGGCGGUCCCACAGAGAAGAAGCAGCCGCAGCAGCAGCGGCGGCAACGUCCGAACGACCCUAAGCCCGACUGCCCUGUGGUCCACUACUGCAAGAGACCCAGCUACUGCGCCAGCUCCUACCGGCUGCUCAGGUCGAAGGUCACCGAGUUGCGGCCCAUUGAUGCCAGGGGCAAAGCCAGGAGACUGGAGUGCAUCUCCCUGCGCCGGCGAAAGUGAAGGGUCGGGGGGCCGGAGUUUUACUCACAAGGCUCAAAAUAAAGAUAUGGCGGAUAGAAGCGGCGACGUGGUUCGUCAGUAGCUUUCCAUCUCGUCUGGUUUAUCGUUAUUGAUAGACAGUAAUAAUUCUCCACUUUGCACAGGUCAAAAGCACAGUUCACAACUUGAUUUUGGCAUUUCCUGUUUUAGCCUCCUCGCUUGUCAGCAUCUGAAGGUUUAGUAAUAAAAGAUCUUCCUGAUUUGAUAAAGGACAACGUUGUAUUGAUGUUUCUGCCCACGACAUCAUUGAAUGUGCUGCACAGCUAUUUUCCCAUCGUGUUUCAUGUUAUCUAUCCUGGUUUCAUGAUACAAUACUUUCUUUCUUUCUGUUUUUAAUUUUGUCACAUUCUUGAAUCUUUCAGCGUGUCCCCGUGCACAUGUGCAGCCGCUGUA